GAUUUCCCCGCCCGCGAUCGCUCCCGAGGCGCAGGAGCAGAGGCACGGCCGGGGCUCCGCGGCGGGAGGCGAGGUGGGGAGGGGAAGGCGGACCGCGCGCGGGGGACGGGAGGGGGCUCGAGUAGGGGAUUCCAGGGACGCGCAGCCCCGCCCUCGCCCCCUCCUCGCCUACCCUUCAGAACCCGCGGAGCAGGGGGAGUAUGGAGCAAACGCCGCUGCUCUGGCACCAUGACGCUCGCCCGCUUCGCGGUGGCUCUGAUUUUCGGGGCGCUCCCCGGAGUGGUCAGCUUUGAUCCGGUCCUCAGUUAUCCCCUCCCCCACCGCCAUCGCCAUUCGCCCCCUCCGGGUCCCCAGUACCCUUAUUACCUUCCUACCCAGCAGCGUCCACAGAGGACGCCAGUGCCGCGCGUCCCGCGCCCCCCGGCGGCGCUCCGGGCCCCGCGCCUGCACGCCCUCCACGCCCGGCACACGCCCGGGCCGCGCGCCGGGGACUGCCCCGCCGGCGAGCCCUGGGUCAACGUGACGGACUUCGGCGCCUCUUGUCUGCGCUGGGCAGAGGUGCCACCGUUCCUCGAGCGGUCGCCCCCGGCGGGCUGGGCUCAACUGCGAGGGCAGCGCCACAACUUUUGCCGGAGCCCCGACGGCGCGGGCAGACCCUGGUGCUUCUAUGGGAACCUUGCCCACGGCAAGGUGGACUGGGGCUACUGCGACUGCAGACACGGGUCAGUCCGACUUCAUGGUGGCAAAAACGAGUUUGAAGGCACAGUGGAAGUAUAUGCACAUGGAGUUUGGGGCACAGUCUGUAGCAGCCAUUGGGAUGACUCUGAUGCAUCGGUUGUUUGUCACCAGCUGCAGCUGGGAGGUAAAGGAGUAGCAAGACAAACCCCGUUUUCUGGACUGGGCCUUAUUCCCAUUUAUUGGAGCAAUGUCCGUUGCCGAGGAGAUGAAGAAAAUAUACUGCUUUGUGAAAAAGACAUCUGGCAGGGUGGGGCGUGUCCUCAGAAGAUGGCAGCUGCUGUCACGUGUAGCUUUUCCCAUGGCCCUGCGUUCCCCGUCCUACGCCUUGCUGGGGGGAGCAGUGCGCGUGAGGGCCGAGUGGAGGUCUACCACGCGGGUCAGUGGGGGACUGUCUGUGACGACCAGUGGGAUGAUGCAGAUGCAGAAGUGGUCUGCAGGCAGCUGGGCCUGAGCGGCAUUGCCAAAGCAUGGAAUCAGGCAUAUUUUGGGGAAGGAUCUGGCCCAGUAAUGUUGGAUGAAGUACGCUGCACUGGGAAUGAGCUUUCUAUUGAGCAGUGUCCAAAGAGUUCCUGGGGAGAGCAUAAUUGUGGCCAUAAAGAAGAUGCUGGAGUGUCCUGUACCCCUCUAACAGAUGGGGUCAUCAGACUUGCAGGUGGUAAAGGCAACCAUGAGGGUCGCCUGGAGGUGUAUUACAGGGGACAGUGGGGCACUGUCUGUGACGACGGCUGGACUGAGCUGAGUACAUACGUGGUUUGCCGACAGCUGGGAUUUAAAUAUGGCAAACAAGCCUCUGCAAACCACUUUGAAGAAAGCACAGGGCCCAUAUGGUUGGAUGAUGUCAACUGCUCAGGAAAGGAAACCAGUUUCCUUCAGUGUUCUCGGAGACCCUGGGGAAGGCAUGACUGCAGCCAUCGGGAAGAUGUUGCUAUCUCCUGCUACCCUGGCAGGGAUGGACACAGACCGUCUCUGGGUUUUCCAAUCAGACUGAUGGAUGGAGAAAAUAAGAAAGAAGGACGAGUGGAGGUUUUUAUCCAUGGCCAGUGGGGAACAAUUUGUGAUGAUGGGUGGACUGAUAAGGACGCAACUGUGAUCUGUCGACAGCUUGGCUACAAGGGUCCUGCCAGAGCAAGAACCAUGGCUUAUUUUGGGGAAGGAAAAGGACCCAUCCACAUGGAUAAUGUGAAGUGCACAGGAAAUGAGAGGUCCCUGGCUGACUGUAUCAAACAAGAUAUCGGAAAACACAACUGCCGCCAUGGUGAAGAUGCAGGAGUUAUUUGUGAUUAUUUUGGCAAUAAAGCAUCAGGUAACAGUAAUAAAGAGUCUCUCUCAUCUGUUUGUGGUUUGAGAUUACUGCACCGUCGGCAGAAGCGGAUCAUUGGUGGGAAAAAUUCUUUAAGGGGUGGUUGGCCUUGGCAAGUGUCCCUCCGGCUCAAGUCAUCCCAUGGAGACGGCAGACUCCUUUGCGGGGCCACACUCCUGAGUAGCUGCUGGGUCCUUACAGCAGCACACUGCUUCAAGAGGUAUGGUAACAGCACUAGGAACUAUGCUGUUCGGGUUGGGGAUUAUCAUACUCUGGUGCCGGAGGAGUUUGAAGAAGAAAUUGGAGUUCAGCGGAUCGUGAUCCACCGGGAGUAUCGGCCAGACAGCAGCGACUACGACAUCGCCCUGGUUAGGUUACAAGGACCAGAAGAACAAUGUGCCAGAUUCAGCAGCCACGUUCUGCCAGCCUGUUUGCCACUCCGGAGGGAGAGGCCACAGAAAACAGCCUCCAACUGUUACAUAACAGGAUGGGGAGACACAGGACGAGCCUACUCAAGAACUCUACAACAAGCAGCCAUCCCCUUACUUCCCAAGAGGUUUUGUGAAGACCGUUAUAAGGGUCGAUUUACAGGAAGGAUGCUCUGUGCUGGAAACCUCCAUGAACACAAACGUGUGGACAGCUGCCAGGGAGACAGCGGAGGACCACUCAUGUGUGAACGGCCAGGAGAGAGCUGGGUUGUAUAUGGGGUGACCUCCUGGGGAUAUGGCUGUGGAGUCAAGGAUUCCCCUGGUGUUUAUACCAAAGUCUCAGCCUUUGUACCUUGGAUAAAGAGUGUCACCAAACUGUAAUCCUUCAUGGAAACCUCAAGAAAAUAAUAUUUAAAGAAUCUGUUGGAAACCUUCCAACAUUGGCAUUUAGCCAGAGAUGCCAACUAAUGGGAGUGGAGAUCCGUAUUUCUGUGUUUCGUGUUGUGAUAAGAACUGUGUACCCCUUUGCUGCUUGAGAAUGUGUGAUGUGAACAUUUUGGUUACAGAUACCUCAGUGUAGUAAUCAUUAUCCUUAUUUAGCAUUGUCGCCUACCCAAAUUAGUUUAAUGGACACUAAAUUCAUUAUUCUCAUGA
This is a messenger RNA of Balaenoptera musculus (blue whale), 3120 nucleotides long. It is a transcript of the gene PRSS12, whose product is annotated as serine protease 12. Gene Ontology annotation, biological process: proteolysis. Gene Ontology annotation, molecular function: serine-type endopeptidase activity. Gene Ontology annotation, cellular component: membrane. The record is from RefSeq and is a predicted model, not a curated record. Bases 229 to 2847 code for a protein of 872 amino acids. Lineage: Eukaryota; Metazoa; Chordata; Mammalia; Artiodactyla; Balaenopteridae. The transcript is spliced from 13 exons.